AUGCCCACAUCUAAUCUUCUCUACUUCAACGUUCGUGGUAGAGGAGAAUUGAUUCGACUGGUACUGAAUGCUGCAGAGAAGGACUUUGAGGAUGUACGCGUAAGCAACGCCGAGUGGCCCUCGCUAAAGCCUCAAAUGCCCUUCAACCAGCUGCCUGUGUUGGAGGUUACCAAAUCAAAUGGCGAGAAAGUUAUGCUCACGGAGAGCCUGGCCAUCGCCCGCUUACUAGCUCGUACUUUUGGCCUAUACGGUGAUGACGCUGCAGAAGUAUACCUCAUUGAACGAAUGAACUCCCUCGUAAGUGUAUUGGUCCUCUCAACCAUUUCACAAUCUAAGAGUGAAUCCAGAACAUCUUGGAUGGCGAUCGAAAUGGCUCUGAAAGAACGAAAAAACACAUUCAUCGCCGGCUCCCAGGUCACCUUGGCCGAUCUGCAAGCAAUAGUUCUGCUUGAUACAAUGGACAAAUUUCUCCCAAAUACAAGAUAUGAGUGCAGAGAUGAACUGGAAAAAAUCAAGGACAACGUUAUCAAAGCAAAGCUCGGAAUCGCCAGAUACCUGCGUUCACGCCCAGUUACUGAUUUCUAA
Molecule: messenger RNA, 585 nt
Organism: Hydatigera taeniaeformis
Lineage: Eukaryota; Metazoa; Platyhelminthes; Cestoda; Cyclophyllidea; Taeniidae
Source: the annotation of a GenBank genome assembly